Trichoderma virens Gv29-8 is the source of this 841-nucleotide messenger RNA. RefSeq lists its product as uncharacterized. NCBI's taxonomy places the organism in Eukaryota, Fungi, Ascomycota, Sordariomycetes, Hypocreales, Hypocreaceae. Gene Ontology annotation, cellular component: TIM23 mitochondrial import inner membrane translocase complex. The record is from RefSeq and is a predicted model, not a curated record. Bases 100 to 522 code for a protein of 140 amino acids. The transcript is spliced from 2 exons. Gene Ontology annotation, biological process: protein import into mitochondrial matrix.
GCUUGUCUUUUGGACAGCCGCAUUCUACAGGAUUUCCAAGUCUCUGUGAGAGAGCAUCAUUGAUCUGCUUUACUUGGCUGUACUGGCUUCUUCGUCACCAUGGCGCACAAAUUUGUCAUCACAGCCUUCCUCACAGGCUCUCGCAUCCUGGGACGGUCCUUCAUGGCCGCCUACCGACAAGCCCAGGCGUCGUCGCAAUACCAGCGUGCGCAAGCCAAGAACGGCGUCAGCGCUUCAGGCCGAGCCUCUCUAACGGCCGGCAUGACCCUUGAGGAGGCCUGCCGGAUCCUGAACGUCAAGCCCCCCGCCAAUGGCCAGGCCAACGUCGAGGAGGUGCUCGAGCGGUACAAGAGACUAUUUGACGCAAACAACCCGGAAAAGGGUGGCAGCUUCUAUCUCCAGAGCAAGAUUGUAAGAGCAAAGGAGCGAUUCGAAGCUGAGAUUGGACCCAUAAGAGAAAAAGCCGAGAUGGAGGCUGAGGCAAAGGAGGGGUGGAAGCCCAAAGUCUACAAGGAUGAAUGAGCAGGGUUGAAGCGGACGACUUAUACGACUACGGUAUAAUACGGUGUUUUGGAGGAGCAACGCUUACGUGGCAGCUCAAUGUCCUAACUUGGAACAGUAGAGCGAGCCGCGAAUCGCUCCCUCCAAGGAGGGGCGGGACGAGAACGAAAUGUCCUCCCGUUGUAUAUGAUUUCCUUUCUUUUUUUCUAUUAUUACCACAUCUUCACUCGACAGUGGCAUGGCACGGCGUUUAUGGAGGAGGGAGACAUCUAGAGGCUUCGAUGCCACCGGAGACUGGGUCUAGACGAAAUCAAAAAAAGCAAGGGCGAUUUUGGAACUG